Symphalangus syndactylus (siamang) is the source of this 3313-nucleotide messenger RNA. RefSeq names its product TAFA chemokine like family member 4 (gene TAFA4). The record is from RefSeq and is a predicted model, not a curated record. Lineage: Eukaryota; Metazoa; Chordata; Mammalia; Primates; Hylobatidae. Gene Ontology annotation, biological process: phagocytosis; macrophage chemotaxis. Gene Ontology annotation, molecular function: receptor ligand activity.
GCGCCGCCCUGGACGGGGCGCACCGACUGCGCGCGCGGCUGCGGGCGAACAUCGGGAGUCCUGCCUCAGCCGCCGCUUCUCCAGCAGCAGCUUCGGGCUUCUCCCGCAGGAGUUUCGGGCUUCUCCUGGUAGAGACGUGGGAACUUUUCUUCUCCUGGCGAGGCCGCAGAGGUGAUGGGCCGCUCCCGGGGCUCCCGCGGGGAGGCGGCAAGGUCUUCUGAGCUACAAUAAUUUUUUGGAACGGCAGAAAUGAUUGGUUCUAGCAACAGAUGGGAAUUUGGAGUCACUCUGAAAUAUAUCCUGGAAUAAUUGUGUUUGACUAGAACCAAAUCGUAUGAGGUCCCCAAGGAUGAGAGUCUGUGCUAAGUCAGUGUUGCUGUCGCACUGGCUCUUUCUAGCCUACGUGUUAAUGGUGUGCUGUAAGCUGAUGUCCGCCUCAAGCCAGCACCUCCGGGGACAUGCAGGUCACCACCAAAUCAAGCAAGGGACCUGUGAGGUGGUCGCUGUGCACAGGUGCUGCAAUAAGAACCGCAUAGAAGAGCGGUCACAAACGGUCAAGUGCUCUUGCUUCCCGGGACAGGUGGCCGGCACAACUCGGGCUCAGCCUUCUUGUGUUGAAGCUUCCAUUGUGAUUCAGAAAUGGUGGUGUCACAUGAAUCCGUGUUUGGAGGGAGAGGAUUGUAAAGUGCUGCCAGAUUACUCAGGUUGGUCCUGUAGCAGUGGCAAUAAAGUCAAAACUACGAAGGUAACGCGGUAGCGAAGAGAGAGGUGUGCUUCAAUCCUGGAGGGGCAGCAGGAUGCGGAGCGCUUUUGCUGGGAUUCCCAUCCUGGCCCCUUUGCAGAAAAUUGUCUAGGAUUUCAGCAACUUCAUAUUUGUAUAUGUGAGCUGUGAGAGGUGGCAUUCACUUAACUGGCCGAGCCCUCUCUGCUUCGUGAUUUUAUUUCAUUGAAUUAUAACCAGAAGCCGCCACACAUUUGACAUCCUAUCUAUCUGGAUUCCCAAGGAACAUACCUCCAAAAUCCGAGAAGAGCAAAUCAGAGUCUUCAGAAUGGUUCACCACUAAGGGCAUGUUCAUUCUUCACUUUCUUUCUGCUUUUACAAAAGAACUUGGAUGUAUGUUCCAAGGGGUCCUCAUUCUGUUCCUUCUGUUCCUCUUUUGAAUUUUUCCUUUUGAACUUGUAUUAAAGUGGUUUUAAAGGGGGUCUAAAAAGAUUAUUAACUGGUAAAGAACGUUUAUUUUAUAACCCUUGAAGAAGGACAUAGUUGGAUUAUUGUGUGUGCAUUGUAUUUUUACUAUUAAUUUUUUUGCUUUCCAUUGUCCAGUUAGCAGAGAUAAAAUGAGAGCGUUUUAACUUCAAUGUACCAUUUUACUGAGUGCUAAGGAAGUAUAUCAAUUCCAAUAUUUUAUAACCAAAGCUCUGUCAGAACGCAUUUAUAAAACUUGUUGGAAUUUUUACGGCUUUUGUGUAGUCAUGUAGGUAAAUCAUUUAAAAUAUAAAACUCAAAUUAGAUUAAGGGUUAUUUCUUAGAUCAAAUUUAUGCCAAUUAUAUGAAAAUAUUUUAAGACAGGAGUCUUUCAGUGCUGAAUUUUUAGACUGUAAAUGAGUUCUUCUUAACUUAGCUGUUUCCCUACUUCUGUGUUAGCCAUCUUAUUUCUUUAAAAUCUGAGUCCUGAUUGGCUUAAUAAUGAUUUUGCAGCAGACAUGUCUGCACAUAUUCUCAGAGGCUGUCAUGCAGAAAUGUACGAAGCAGAUGAAGAAUGACUGACCCAGAUUUUAAAUGUAUAAUGUUAUUAAAGUACGUACUACUGUAAAAAUAUGGGAUGAAUUUUAUAUAUUAAGAAAUGCCAAAAACAUAGUUUCUGCACCAAGUUAAUUAAUUAUCCGUGUCCUUUCACAUUUAUGGGGGGAAAAUAAAUCAAUACUUUGAUUUUAUUCUUGCAGAAGGAAUGGAAAGAUUUGUUGGCUAAAUUUUUGAAUUUGACUAGAUGCUUACUGAAUUUGUUAUGAUCGCAUGAAUAAGUAAAAAAAAUUCAUCCAAAAACAUACAUGUUUUUGUGAUUAUAUGCCUUAAGACUUUGUGUUAACAUCCUACCUAGGCUUGCACAUUUUAAUUAACAUCCUACCUAGGCUUGCACAUUUUAAACAUGAAAAACUCACUCCUUUAAAAAAUAAAUAACACAUAACUUUGGGGAUGUGAACUAUAUGGCAAAGUUGGCACAUACAUUUGGGUGGCUUAGUUUCUUCUCCCAAACCUAUGGAGCAUUAAGCUUAGGCACACUCAUGAUAUUUUAUGCAUACUUUGCUCCCUUUAGUAUUGAGAGGUAUGCUUCUUUAUAUAUAAAUAUAUAAUGGAAAUUUUAUGAUACAUGAGAAAUUUUAUGAUACAUGAAACAGUGACUUAAUUUUUUAGCCUAUGUGUCUGAUCUCAUACCCCAAAUAAGAUCAAGUAACUAUGACAGUACUUCACCUUAAGGUACAUCUCUGGUGAGUAAACCACUUCCAGGGAAUCAGUGGUCCAUUUGGGAAAUAAUUGGGGUAUUUUUACAGAAUUUAAAACAAACAUACCAGGAUAGUUUAGUUUUGAGGCUGCUAGUCACAGCGUGUUAGGACUCUGACUGCCACAGGUAGUCUCAACAUCUAAGAAACAUUUGCUGCUUGUAUCUGUGUGGACACAGCCGAAGUCUCUGUAAAGGAACAGUACCUAGAUUUUUCUCUCUCUCUCUCCCUCAUAUCUGGAUGUGCUGCUCUAAACCAUAUACCCCUUUGCCUUCAUUUCCACAUUGGAAAGCUGGAACUCUGUUAAUAAAUUACAUUUAAGGAGCCUCUACAAGACCAUUCAGAGUUAUUGGCAAAAUUCUCUAUCCCUCUACAAACCUAUUUUUCUACUCAGUUUGGGAGAUAUUUAUGAGUAUUAUUUCCAUCUCACAGAGGAGAAUUUAAGACCUACAAGAUAUCACACCGACCCAAACUCACACAGGGAAAUUAUACAAUGAAGGUCAUGAUAAGAUACAGAAAAUCCUAGAUUUAUUUUUCUUUGAGAGUACUUUUAAAAUACUAUUUUGUAUUCUAGGUGUCCGGGUGAUGGGCUAGCCUUAAAUCUGUAGCCAGAUUCUGUUUGCAUCCAGCACCUGCGCUCUUUGCCACUAUCCCCGUGUCAACAAACUGAUGAAGAAUAUCAUGUUGCUACACAUUUUUUAAAAAUGGGUAAAAUAAUCAUAACUGAAUUUCUGCUUGAGUGUAAAAGAAUAUUUGUAUUUUAAAAAAUUCAUUUAAAGGAAACCUGGCCAGGAACAAUAUUAAAAAUAUUGAA